AUGUCACAGCUACAUCCAAACGUUCAGUUAGCAAAUGAGAUGGAAAAUCUUCAAAUCGGGAGAUUGGUAAUCAAAGUUCAUGAGCAAUUACAUCCUUUAAAAAUGAAAGCCAUCAAGGAAUUCUAUGAUGGAUAUGGUGAGGAUAUGAGUGGUUGUUUGUGGGAACUUUCAGAUACAUGGAGGGAACUGGUCUGGAUUCCAAUCAACCAAUCAUUGGUAUUACCGCCCCUGAAUGGAUGGCAAACGCGUGCACUGGAAAGAUUAGAAAAGAGCUUAAAGUACGAGAAUCUUAAUUUGAGUCGGCUGAAGACUACUAGACCGGCCAGCGUGAAAUGCCUCAAUUCUCUCCAAUACCAGGACUACAAAACCGGCUUUGGGCUUUGUGGCCCUCGAUUUGAUUGCAACUUUCGUGGUAUACAAGAUCGACUGUUAUACACUUUAGAGAGAGCUUGUGGUAGGAGUCUAUUGCGAUCAGCAGCCCAGUCUGAUCCCCGGAACCCACCUUCUUUUCUGAGAUGGAUCUUCUCUUGUUACCAGUUUCCAGUUUCCAAUUUCGAGAAAUGGACUCCUUCAGAGAUUUCAGAAUGCCAUAUGGCAUUGGAUGGUUUCCAACUGCGUGUCAAACUUUUACCGGGUCCUGACCGUCUUGUCAUCCCGAGCCUUCUCAAGGCUUUACAAGAUGUGAACAAGAGUAUCGGAUCAGGAUUCUGGUCAAAAGAAUACUUGCUCAAAUUCGACAACUUAAUCGAGAAACAGAGGUUAAAAUUAGAGCCAAUUGAUAGUACUUGCAGAGAUUUCGAGAUAGGUAACAACAAUAUCGAAAUUGGCAGGAAAACUCAAGAUUUGUCUGUUCCCAAGAGAAUACUCGCAAUAGAGAACGCCAUGCCAAUAGAAAGCCAGAUUAUCCAAGUCAGUCGACGUAUAUUGGAGACGAAAAAGUUUCUUGAGGAGCAACAUGCUGUCCAAAUUACUGCACUAAAAUUGGAAAUGUCGAAAAUCUCUAAUGAACUCGCAAAUAAUUGGAUCAUCUUUCAUACAGCCAAUGAUGAGGAAGAAAAAGCUGCGACGGCACAUUCGGCUCUUCAGGCAAUGGUAAAGACGUUACGUAGGGUUCUUGACGAAUGCGAUUUAAGUAGAAUGCACUUGCACUUGGUUAACCAGGACUUGUAUCAGCGCAUUGAAAACACGACUAAAGAAAAAUCUGAAGCGGAGGCCAAUGCAAAAAGAUGGAAAGAGAGAUGCGACGCUAAACAUGAAGCCAUGGUCUGGCACCUGGGUAUAUUGAACACAAUGGUUAAAGACAUCACCGCACAGAGAAUUGAGCUUGAAGAUGAGAAAAAAGAGUUCAAGGAGGAUCUUCCACAAUUAUGCGCAGGGAAAGAACCCGGAACAAUGAAUGUACAAACAGCAGGACAACUUGUCGAUCAUAAAGCGGCUCUCCAGAACACUAGGUCCAGUCAACCAGAUGUAUUUAAGGUUCUUAAGCAAGCCCACCUUCAACACAUUCUAUUAGUCCGUGAUAUUGAGUACAAUCGAGGACUAAAAGAUGGCCAGAGCAUUCAGGUAAACGAGGGAAGGUCGCAGGUCUUGAGUGCUACUGCAAUUAUUGAGCAGGAAUUAUAA
Botrytis byssoidea is the source of this 1623-nucleotide messenger RNA. RefSeq lists its product as uncharacterized. The record is from RefSeq and is a predicted model, not a curated record. Bases 1 to 1623 code for a protein of 540 amino acids. Lineage: Eukaryota; Fungi; Ascomycota; Leotiomycetes; Helotiales; Sclerotiniaceae. The transcript is spliced from 6 exons.